AUGUCGAUUUUGCCGGAUGUUGAGCUGUUUGGUGGUUUGGUGAUUGGUGAUGGCGGCUCCGCAACAUUACCCUCUGGACCAUUCGGCGGACUGUCAUCCACUGACGAGAAAAAAGAGCUGUUAACGGCGUUCAAUGGUCGGGAAUACGUUUUCAAAGCAUUUUCCAUGAAGCAUACGAGUCGAGGUUUUUCUGAUUCCCAUGUGUUCUUGCUCUGUUUGUCAGUAGCAAGGCAAACAAGUGCAGAGGAAACAGUUCAACUGGCUGAUCGAAAACUCUGGCUGUGGUCUGUUGAAGUAUCUGCCUAUGCCUAUGAACAAGCGGAAUCGUAUGCAAAACGGAUUGGUGCUAGCAAAUACUUUGGUGUUACCAAUUAA
Haemonchus placei is the source of this 375-nucleotide messenger RNA. The record is from the annotation of a GenBank genome assembly. NCBI's taxonomy places the organism in Eukaryota, Metazoa, Nematoda, Chromadorea, Rhabditida, Trichostrongylidae.